AUUACUUUGUAGUCGAAGCAGGAAAAAAGAAAAGGGUUUUCGCCGUUUCCUCAGGUAAAAAGGAAAAAACGAAGAAGGAAGUAAAAGGAGAUAAAAAUAAGAAAGAAAGACAGCCGUAAACUGGUAAAAUCCCGGUGGAGUGCGUUUGUACGACCACCGUCAUCCUUCACUGUCUCAUUCACUCUUUCUUUCUCCUUCUCCUCAUUCUUCUUCCUCCAGCUUCUUUGCUUUCUCCCUUUUCCAAGCUCAACCGCCACCGAUUACCGUUAACGAACGAAAGAAACCAACCAACCCCUUUGAAUUGAACGAGCUUCUGCGGCAGCCGCCCUUUUCCCUGUUUAACAUAUAGAAUCCCUCCAUUAUCGCUUUCGAAUUCGAUCCAUUUCCGCCCCUUCUUAGAACCCUAGAAGUUUGCGUCGCGCCCGACGCCCGAACCCCUGCUUGUUUGCUUCUUCCUCUCUGGGGGGGUUCAGGGCUGGUUGCGCUUCUGUGAUUGUUUGGAACUCUGGUGGUCAUUUCAAUUCCUUGACGCCAUGAAACGUGGGUACACGGGUUCUCCGUCCAACUCUGGUGGUCCUCCUAAAUCCAGAUUGAAGCACUCCGCUGAAGAGAAGGGGUUGGUGAACUUUGAAGUAGGAAUUGCUCGUGCUAAGAUGAUGUUUUCCUUGUUGAGAUAGCAGGUGAUGCCGACUAUUCUGAGGAUGUUGUUCAGAAAGUGGCGAACCAUUACAGUGCAAGGACAAAUCAGAGUCUGGCAGAGCGAGAAUCGAGUCCAAUUAUUCAUUUAAAGAAACUUAACAACUGGAUAAAAAGUGUCUUAAUCCAACUGUAUACUCGUAGAGGGGAUGCUGUUCUUGAUCUAGCUUGUGGGAAGGGUGGAGAUCUUAUUAAGUGGGAUAAAGCAAAAGUAGGAUAUUAUGUUGGUGUUGACAUUGCUGAAGGCUCGAUCGAGGAUUGUCGAACCCGUUAUAAUGGUGAUGCCAAUCAUCAUCAAAAUCGUAAGAAGUUUUCAUUUCCAGCUCGUCUUAUAUGUGGAGACUGUUAUGAGAUUCGCUUGGACAAGGUCCUUGCUGAUGAUGCUCCUUUUGAUGUCUGCAGCUGUCAGUUUGCCCUACAUUAUUCUUGGUCUACUGAGAAACGUGCACGGAGAGCUUUGGCCAAUGUCUCGGCCUUACUACGUCCUGGGGGUACUUUUAUUGGAACAAUGCCAGAUGCUAACGUUAUCAUAAGAAAACUCAGAGCAUACCCCCUAAGUAAAACCCAUGAUUAAAGAUGCGGUUUAUGUCAAUGUACAGCUGAUGGACUGUCGUUUGGCAAUAGUGUGUAUUGGAUUCGUUUUGAUGAAGAAUACACAGAAAAGAGCUUUAGCUCGUCUUCUCCUUUCGGUAUCAAGUACCAGUUCCACCUAGAGGAUGCCGUUGAUUGUCCAGAAUGGAUUGUGCCUGUUGAUGUCUUUAAAGCGUUGGCAGAUGAGUAUGAUCUGGAGCUAGUUUUUGCGAAGAAUGCACAUGACUUUGUCCAUGAGUACUUAAAGAAACCAGAAUACGUCGACCUAAUGCGGCGGCUUGGUGCUUUGGGGGAUGAUCGGGACAAGAGCACCCUAUCGCCAGAUGAAUGGGAAGUAGCAUACUUGUACCUUGCAUUCGCCUUGAGAAAGAGAGGCCAACCAGAGCGGGGGCAAGUAAAUGGUAGACGAGAUAAAGCAAAGAUGCACAUAUCGAAAGACGACAUCAUGACCAUUUAGUUUUGCUGAGUGUACAGCAGAUCAAUAAGCAUCAGGAGGGGAUCUCCUUCACACCGGUGGCAGUAACUUAGGUUCUCCAUAGCCCGUGGCCGAGCAGAGUCUCUGCUCCCAAAAACUUUCGAAGAACCUAAUGCUGCCAGCCACUUGCUUCAGUUUUGCCGCGACACGAUCUUUAGAUCGCCAUUUGUACAUUGGUGAUUGGGUAGUUUUUCCUCAGAUGAAAUGUGAGAAAGACGUAUUAACUCGCACCAAGUUAAGUGCACGGUUAAUAGGGAAACUUUGAGUUAAUACCCGUGGUGUACUAUGACCAGAACUGCAGUUUGAAUCAUCUUAGCAAGAAACCAGCAUUACAUGAUCUCCCUUUUGCAGUUUACCUGAUCCAUUCGGAGGGCAUUUUUGAGAUUCGAACUCUGACAUUUUGAUUAUGCUAGAGAGCAAUUUAUUGUAUUUGGAUGUAAUUGUCAUGGUUUUAUCUGCUCAAGUUUGAAACAGAAUAGAAGGGGUUUAGCUCUAGCCUUAUAUGAGUGCUAGUUUAUCUUUGCAACACCUUGAACAGUGUAUUAUACUAACAACUUGAGUAGCAACCAAGCAAAGCAACAUUAACAAAAGUUGGAUGACAAAAGAGAAACAAAAUCUAAA
Linum tenue is the source of this 2383-nucleotide messenger RNA. Lineage: Eukaryota; Viridiplantae; Streptophyta; Magnoliopsida; Malpighiales; Linaceae. The record is from the annotation of a GenBank genome assembly.